Messenger RNA from Branchiostoma belcheri (Belcher's lancelet), 2177 nucleotides. Its product is annotated as triokinase/FMN cyclase-like. Gene Ontology annotation, molecular function: glycerone kinase activity; ATP binding. Gene Ontology annotation, biological process: glycerol catabolic process. The record is from RefSeq and is a predicted model, not a curated record. The coding region runs from base 154 to 1911 and encodes 585 amino acids. The transcript has 17 exons. Lineage: Eukaryota; Metazoa; Chordata; Leptocardii; Amphioxiformes; Branchiostomatidae. Gene Ontology annotation, cellular component: cytosol.
UGUAAGUGGGCGGAGCUGCUAUCAGCUGUUCACAAGGUGGAGGCGAGGAGAGAGAGAGAAGAACCCAAGUCUCUCUGAAAUAAGGUGACAUUUGGGCGUGUUUUCCAUGUGAGGAGUCACUUCUUCCAGUUUUAGAACUCCGCAAUCAGGACAAUGGCUGCUAACGUUGGCAAGAAGCUCAUCAACUCCAAAGAGCGAUGCGUAGAUGAGUCACUAGAGGGCACCGCUGCAAGCCACCCGGGUCUGCGCCUGCUGUCUGGUCAUCGGGUGAUGGUUCGAGAGGACGUGGCUUCAGUGCGAGCGGCAGCAAAGGUCACCCUGCUGUCCGGAGGAGGGUCUGGACAUGAGCCAGCACAUGCAGGUUACAUUGGCUCUGGGAUGCUGACAGGGGCCAUAGCGGGUUCUGUGUUCACCUCUCCUCCUCCUGCCGACAUUCUGGCUGCCAUCAGGGCUGUGGGACAGGGGAACCCAGCUGGUACACUACUCAUUGUGAAGAACUACACAGGAGACCGUUUGAAUUUUGGCAUGUCGUUGGAGAGAGCUCGUUCCGAGGGCCUUCAUGUUGACAUGUUGGUGGUUGGAGAGGACUGUGCCCUGACCAGCCAUGACAAGACAGCUGGCAGGAGGGGUCUGGCUGGUACAGUCUUCAUCCACAAGAUUGCAGGAGCCUUGGCUGAGCAGGGGCGAUCACUGGAGGACAUUGUAAAGGUGGCUUCACAGGCGGCCAGUCAGAUGGGCACCAUUGGGAUCAGCCUGUCACCCUGCAGUGUUCCUGGAUCAGGGCCGUCCUUCCAGCUGCAGCAGGAUGAGUUUGAGCUGGGCCUGGGUAUUCAUGGUGAGGCUGGCUUUCGGAGGCAAAAGAUGACUUCAGCUGAUGAAAUUGUGUCAGCCAUGCUGGAUCACAUGACUAAUCCUGACAACAGCACUCACCUCAAGAUUCCAAAGGGAAGCAGGGUUGCCCUGAUGGUGAACAACCUGGGAGGAACAUCCUGUUUGGAGCUGGGCAUUGUGGGUAGGGCAGCCAUUCAAUACCUGGAGAGCAGAGGAGUGGCAGUGCAGAGGGUGUACACAGGGUCAUUCAUGACAUCACUGGAGAUGGCAGGAGUCUCUCUCACUGUGCUCCAUCUGGAUGAUACCAUCACGGCCUGUCUAGAUGCUGAUACCAGUGCCCCGGCAUGGCCAUCUCAUUUGUCAGGGGUUGACAGGACAUCUGAUGUGUACAUCCCUGCACCGCAGCACAUCCAAGCAGAGGAGGGGGGGACACCCCUGGGCCAGACGGUACCAACAGACCAAGCACAAGUUCUGGAGAAGGUGGUGCAGCGAGUUUGUGACCGAAUGAUUGACUGUGAAGAACAGCUGAACAGUCUGGACAGGGCUUCAGGGGACGGGGACUGUGGAACCACCAUGGCCAGGGGGGCAAAAGAAAUUCUGGCAGCCCUGAGCCAUCUGCCUUUCUCCUGUCCUCACACUCUGCUGCUGACCCUGGCUGCCAUUGUGGAGAAGGAUAUGGGCGGAUCGUCUGGUGCACUGUACAGUCUGUUUCUAACAGCAGCUGCUCGGCCCCUCCAGUCCAGCACUGAUCCAGCAGCUUGGUGUGCAGCACUGCAUGCUGGGAUACAGGCCAUCUCAAGGUAUGGUGGUGCAGAGCCUGGUGACAGGACAAUGCUGGACCCUCUCAGCGCUGCCCACAGGACAUUGUCUACUGCCCUGUCAUCAGACAGGACUGCCUUACAGGCACUUGAAGAGGCUGUCAAGGCUGCAGAGAAGUCGGCCCAGGCUACAGCCAGCAUGCCUGCCCGGGCAGGCAGGGCCAGCUACGUCGGCGCAGACCAGCUGACUCAGCCCGACCCAGGGGCCACUGCUGUGGCCAUCGCCAUCAGGGCUACCCAUGAUGCUGUGAAGGGCAACUGAAGGGCACGGAACUGCCAUGAAUUUCAAGUAACACUGAUCACGUAAUUGCAUUUUGAAAGGAACUGGAAAUUACUGUCAUCUUCAUGAUAUUUUACAUAUGGAAAUUAUUCUAAUGACAUUACAUUAGCUUCAACUUUAUUGUUCCUCCUGAUACCAAAAUUGAAGUGAUGAUCUUUCAAAUGUCAUGUUACACUCAACUAUGUGCAGUUUAUCCAGAAAUAGGGUGAAAUGUAACUAAUGGACAUUCAAGAAGGUGCCUUACACGU